AUGUCUGAGUUUCCGUCACCGGAGGACGGCGGCGGAGAAAUGACCGCACACGACAAUGUCGGUUCUAAGCGCCACCGUCGACCCAACGUCAGAUUAGGCGACGUUGGGGGUUCCGGCGCCGGUGAGUAUUCUUCUUUCGAACAACGAAGGGUCAAGAACAACAAGGCUACGAAGAAUAAUCGCCAUAAUCAAACUCUUGCUCUUGUUGUUACUAACCCUAAUGAACAUAGAAGUGUUGAGGAAGACGAUAACACGGAUGCGAAUUUGGAUGAUGUUGCAAUUGGCAGUUGGAAGAUUAAGAAUUUGAAAUCCAAGAAGGGCGCUGGCGCGAUAACCAAGAAAAUGAGGACGGGUUGGACUUCGAAAUCUAAUGAUAAAAUGCUGAGUACUGAUGUAGAUGAUUUGGAGAAUAAUGAAAACUCAGUGCAAAGCCCAGUUGAUCAUUACAAAAUUAAUGAUGAUAAUGUGAACAUGUUUAUUGACAUUGAUAGAAGGAUUGGUAAUGUGAAUGUGAAUAGUAGUAGGAAGAGGGGAACUAGGGUUUCUGAGGAUGGCCAAACUGAUCCAGAGGCUCGGGAUUUGAACGUUGGCUCGGAGAGGAAUGGGGUUAAGGUGUGGUUGAACCAGUUGGGACUUGGCCAGUAUGCGUCUUUGUUUGAGAUUCAUGAGGUUGAUGAUGAGGUUUUGCCAAUGCUGACAUUGGAGGAUCUUAAGGAUAUGGGAAUCAGUGCAGUUGGAUCGCGAAGGAAAAUGUAUUGCUCAAUUCAGGAUCUCAAUAAAGAUUUCUCAUGA
Messenger RNA from Capsicum annuum, 792 nucleotides. RefSeq lists its product as uncharacterized. Gene Ontology annotation, molecular function: protein binding. The coding region runs from base 1 to 792 and encodes 263 amino acids. The transcript has a single exon. The record is from RefSeq and is a predicted model, not a curated record. NCBI's taxonomy places the organism in Eukaryota, Viridiplantae, Streptophyta, Magnoliopsida, Solanales, Solanaceae.